AUGAUGGACUCGAUGUUGCCAGUCCUCGUCCGGGGCCUCCAGAUUCUCUGGGUCCUGCUCGUCACAGCAUUGAUCGGCAAUGUCAUUGCCCUUAACAUCAACAGCGCCGGCUCUGCCAUGGCCGCCAUCAACUUCUCAAUGUUCGUUGCAGUCGUCUGCUGGCUUGCAUCUCUCUACGGACUGGCCGCCGCUUUCGUUUCGGCCAUUGCCAUCCCCAUCGUACUGUUAGCCCUUGACGGUGCCGCCGUUCUGUUUACCUUUAUCGACGCCAUUGUCUUGUCAGCCAAGCUCCGCGCGGUCAACUGCGGAUCGCUGAACAGGCGCGACUUGCCGGGCAAUUAUAUUGUCUGGGGCUCCGCCGACGACGAGAAGCGCUGUCGUGAGAUCCAAGCCAGCACGGUCUUCAUGUGGUUCCUGUUCGCCAGCUUCUGCGCUGGUGGGUUCUUUACCUUUAUGAACUUCCGCCGCGGAGGUGGUUCCAUGCGCAGCUCUCGACCCAGCAUGGCGCAGGUCGACGUCUAA
This is a messenger RNA of Colletotrichum graminicola M1.001, 522 nucleotides long. RefSeq lists its product as uncharacterized. The record is from RefSeq and is a predicted model, not a curated record. NCBI's taxonomy places the organism in Eukaryota, Fungi, Ascomycota, Sordariomycetes, Glomerellales, Glomerellaceae. The transcript has a single exon. Gene Ontology annotation, cellular component: plasma membrane; eisosome. Gene Ontology annotation, biological process: protein localization to plasma membrane; eisosome assembly. Bases 1 to 522 code for a protein of 173 amino acids.